This is a messenger RNA of Hyaloscypha bicolor E, 384 nucleotides long. RefSeq lists its product as uncharacterized. Bases 1 to 384 code for a protein of 127 amino acids. The record is from RefSeq and is a predicted model, not a curated record. The transcript is spliced from 2 exons. NCBI's taxonomy places the organism in Eukaryota, Fungi, Ascomycota, Leotiomycetes, Helotiales, Hyaloscyphaceae.
AUGGGUCCGCUCCCUGAGAUCAUGGAAGCGGCGAGAAACAUGCAUACUGCACCGAUCAUACUCGAGCGUAUGCUACCGCAGACGAAGAUCGAUACUCCGGAUGACGAUUGGACUGGGCAGUCUAACCAAGCUGAAAGGAAGCGGCGGCAGAAUCGCUUAAACCAGAGAGCAUACAGAAAGCGUAAAGAAGCGCAGCUCUUGCAGGCUCACGUACAGCAUACCUCUUCAACCAACUAUCUUGUCGAAUCUGUCUUUCAGCCAGCCAACGAAGGUUAUAGAGCAGCCCAAGCAAUCAAGAGACAAGAACAAGCAAUCGACCUUGACCCUGAAGAUACAGGCCCGUGGCAAUCAUUCAGCACUGCCAUCGCAUCAACCCAACCCUAA